AUGUCUGACGAAAAGUUCCUCGCCGCUUCGGCCAAGCACCCUAUCGUGCCCAACCAUGUCUACAACUAUGGUACUGCGGGGUUCCGUAUGAAGGCCGACCUUCUCGACGGCGUCUCGUUCCGUGUCGGCCUCCUGUCUGGUCUUCGAAGCCGUAAGCUCAAUGGCCAGGCCAUUGGUGUCAUGAUCACCGCCAGCCACAACCCAGCUGUCGACAAUGGUGUCAAGAUCGUUGACCCCAUGGGCGAGAUGCUUGAGCAGGAGUGGGAGGCCUAUGCCACCAAGCUUGUCAACUCUCCUUCUGAUCAGGAGCUUCUUGACAACUACAAGGCUCUAGCUACCCAACUCAAGAUCGGCCUUUCUUCUCCUGGUCGAGUUGUUUACGGCCGUGACACUCGUCCCUCCGGUCACUCUCUUGUUGCUGCUCUCUCCGAUGCUCUCGAGGCCACAAACACCGAAUACACCGACUACAAGAUCCUCACCACUCCCCAGCUUCACUACCUGACCCGUUGUGUCAACACUGAAGGCACCCCCAAGGCCUACGGCAAGGUCAGCGAGCAGGGUUACUAUGAAAAGAUGUCUGAGGCUUUUACCCGUGCUCUACGGGGCCGAAAGCCACAGGGCCAGCUCAUCGUUGACUGCGCCAACGGUGUUGGUGGUCCCAAGCUCUCCGACUUCCUCAAGGUCGUCCCUGAGGGCACCAUUGACGUCAAGGUUGUCAACGACGAUGUCCUCCGUCCCGAGGUUCUCAACCUAGAUUCUGGCGCCGACUUUGUCAAGACCAAGCAGCGAGCUCCUCCCAGCCCCAAGCCCGUUCCCGGUGCCCGAUGCUGUUCCCUCGACGGCGACGCCGAUCGUCUAAUCUACUACUGGGUCGACCCCGAUACUGGUUUCUUCAUGCUCGACGGCGACCGCAUCUCCUCGCUCAACGCUUCUUUCAUCGGCGACCUUGUCCGCUCUGCUGGCCUUCAAGAUGAUCUCCGCAUCGGUGUUGUUCAGACCGCCUAUGCCAACGGUGCCAGCACAAACUAUAUCGAGAAGCAUCUUGGCCUUCCCGUUGUUUUCACCCCCACUGGUGUGAAGCACUUGCACCACGCUGCUUGCCAGUUCGAUGUUGGUGUUUACUUCGAGGCCAACGGCCACGGUACAGUUGUCUUCUCUCAGGAGGCUACCCGUGCUUUCCGUGAGACUGAGCCCCAGUCUCCUGCUCAGAAGGAUGCUCUCGAGACUCUCGCUGCCAUUAGCGAUCUGAUCAACCAGACUGUCGGUGAUGCCAUUUCUGACAUGCUCAUGGUUGAAGUUAUUCUUGCUCACAAGGGUUGGACUCUCAAGGACUGGGCUAUGACCUACAAUGACCUCCCCAACCGACUUGUCCGAGUCGAGGUUGGCAACAAAGACCUCUUCCAAACCACCGAUGCGGAGCGUCGCCUUAGCCACCCCGCUGGUGCUCAAGACGAGAUCGACCAAUGUGUUAAGAAGUACACCAGCGCUCGCUCUUUUGCACGUGCAAGCGGUACUGAGAAUGCAUGCCGUGUCUAUGCUGAGGCUGCCACACGCUCCGAGGCGGAUGAACUCGCUAACAAGGUUGCUCAAAUUGUCAAGCAGUUCGGUUCUUAG
Messenger RNA from Fusarium pseudograminearum CS3096, 1614 nucleotides. RefSeq lists its product as uncharacterized. The coding region runs from base 1 to 1614 and encodes 537 amino acids. The transcript is spliced from 2 exons. Gene Ontology annotation, molecular function: magnesium ion binding; phosphoacetylglucosamine mutase activity. Gene Ontology annotation, biological process: UDP-N-acetylglucosamine biosynthetic process; carbohydrate metabolic process. NCBI's taxonomy places the organism in Eukaryota, Fungi, Ascomycota, Sordariomycetes, Hypocreales, Nectriaceae. The record is from RefSeq and is a predicted model, not a curated record.